Messenger RNA from Patiria miniata (bat star), 2172 nucleotides. Its product is annotated as serpin B6-like. The coding region runs from base 76 to 1263 and encodes 395 amino acids. The record is from RefSeq and is a predicted model, not a curated record. The transcript is spliced from 2 exons. Gene Ontology annotation, biological process: negative regulation of endopeptidase activity. Gene Ontology annotation, molecular function: serine-type endopeptidase inhibitor activity. Lineage: Eukaryota; Metazoa; Echinodermata; Asteroidea; Valvatida; Asterinidae.
CUUCAACUAUCGUCUUGUGUGACUGCGCCCAGGCAGAACUUUUCAGAUUAUCAUAUCGCCCAAUAUACUGAUACCAUGGCAACCCAGGUUUCCAAUGUCGGUUUGGCUCAAAAUGCUGCAAAAGCUAGUAACACCUUUGCAUCUAACCUCUUCCGAGUGUUGACUGAGGGAGGAAGCUCCAACAACAACAUCUUCUUUUCUCCUAUGAGCAUCUCCACUGCACUUGCUAUGACCUUCAUGGGGGUACGUGGUGAGACAGCAAGCCAGAUGAGUCAAGUCCUUCACUUCAACAUCUUAGAAGAAUCUGUUCUCCAUCAGUCAUUUGCUGACCUGAGUGCCCAGAGUUACUAUGCUGAUGCUCCUUUCACUCUGAUAGCUGCCAACAGAUUGUUUGGUCAAAAAGGUUUGGAUGUCCUUGCGACAUUUGUUGAUGACAGCAAGAAACACUACGGAGCCAGUAUGGAGACACUUGAUUUCAUUGGUGAUGGGGAAGGUUCUCGUCAACACAUCAACUCCUGGGUGGAGAAGCAAACUGCAAACCGCAUCAAAGACUUACUUGCUGCGGGGUCUAUCGACGAUUUGACUUGCUUGGUGCUGGUCAAUGCCAUCUACUUCAAAGGAGCCUGGGGUACCAAGUUUAAGGUCUCCAAUACUUUUUCUGAGAAGUUUCACAUUUCGGUAACCGAGGAUAUCAACGUUCCCAUGAUGCACCAGACAGACAAGUUCAACUACGCUCGUGACGAUUCCGUGAGCAGUUCCAUCCUGGAGCUACCUUACCUCAAGAAGGAAAUGAGCAUGUUCAUUGUGUUACCUGAUCAAUUGGAUGGGCUGGCUGAUGUGCAGAAGAAGUUGAGUCAAGAGAAGAUUGACUCCUGGGUGACAGAAGCUCAUAUGCGUGAACGUUCUACUGUCAUCGUUUCUCUGCCAAAGUUCACCCUGGAGCAGGACUUUGUCUUGAAUGAUGUCUUGAGGAAGAUGGGUAUGAAUGAUCCAUUUGAUGCUGACAAGGCUGACUUCUCAGGGAUGACAGGAGACAAAGAUGUCUUCAUAUCCAAAGUGAUCCACAAGGCUUUCUUAGAUGUGAAUGAAGAAGGAAGUGAAGCAGCAGCAAUAACUACAUUUAAAAUGAACUGGCGUUGCCUAGAUCUUCCAUCGAAGAAUCCUCCAGAAUUCAAGGCAGAUCACCCUUUCUUGGUGUUCAUUUAUGACAUUAAAUCCAAAGCAGUUUUGUUCAUGGGACAGCUGUGCAAACCAAAACAGUAGACUUUGAUUUGUGGCAAAGUAUGAAGAAUUGUGAAUGAGUAUAGAUGAUGUCUUGAAUCACUUGACAUCGUUCAACUAAACAGCACUUGAUGUUUAAUACACAGGCAUAUAAUAGUCUUUUGAUUAAGCACUCUAUAAUAAGGAAAAGUUUCCUUACAACUUGUACCCUAAAAUCAGUAUGUAUAACGUAAUAUAAAGUUGGAUUAAGCGCAUGUUCCUUAACUAUGAUAGAUGGCAUAUAAUAUAAAACAUUGUUACUUUUGGUUUGGUUUUUGUUGUUGACAAGUUACUUGUAGGAACUUCAGAUUUAAUGUGUUCAUAUUGAAUUGAUAAAACAAAAGUGUGUUUUGUUGCUUGGAGUGGACAGUGAAACAAAAAGUGUAUCAUAGAAGCUUGUAAUGAAUAUAACAUUUAUAUAAUUAUUUAGAUAUUCUUUUAAAGAUUAAUAUAUGUUUGUAAUCAAGACAUAUUUCAAACGAGACUGGCAUAUUAAUGUAUUUGCAACAGGCUUUCAUUUCAGCGUGGCACAUGUUAAGAUGUAAAAGAGAGUUACAAUGUAAAUACAGAAAGGUGGAUACAUUCACGAAUACUUUGAAAUAAAAAACAAAAUCUGAAACCAUGGCAAAUUUAACACACAACUUAUUGGUUUCCUCAAACAUUGUAAAAAACCAAGAAUUAAUGUGUGUUCACUGCACAGGGCAAAACGUACAACCUCUAACAUGUUUUUAAACAGAUCCACAAAGUAACUAGAUAUCAGAAUCAUUACGGAAUUUCAGGCAAACCUUGCACCGAAAAAAAAUCACACUGGAUUCAAGCACCGAUAAAGUGCAUUGUUACAUUUACAAAGCAAUGUGUGUUAAGUCGCCUGAAAAGCUUUUAGAAAAAAUAAUAUGUGUGUAAGUGAAAUAU